Molecule: messenger RNA, 4729 nt
Organism: Biomphalaria glabrata
Lineage: Eukaryota; Metazoa; Mollusca; Gastropoda; Planorbidae
Exons: 8
Coding region: 813-1970 (385 amino acids)
Source: RefSeq, a predicted model, not a curated record
AAACUCGUCAUUCGCCGAGCUGCAAGGGGGAGAUUAUUCUUAUCGCUACUCCUGUACAACAGUGGUAUUCGUCCGUGUCGAGGUCUGAAAGUAGAAAGUCAGACAGUUUGACCCAGUUUUCUAAGUGAUCAUUCGCUAUUAGAAAAAGUUCCUGUCUGGACGUGGUCUUCAAACCCAGACUAGAUCUAUCUGCUGAAAUAAGCGUACAAAACCAAUGGAUUCUGUUAAUGUUUAUUUCUGGACCUUGGAUACGUUUUCUGGAUAGUUUUUAUGUGAAAUAUUGUGAAAUAUAAAAAAAAACUAGAUCUAGGUUCUAGUAAAGUAGAUCUCUAGACUCCUAUUAGUCCUAUAUUGAGAAUCUUGAUCUAGAAUUACAAACUGCAAAACGGUCUUAAAACAUUAGACCUAGAUCUAGAUCUACAAUCUACAUCUAUAAUCUACUAGGCCUUGUUUUGACUUGUGGCCGUCUGGGACAUUGCUAUGCAGCGUUUGGUUGAAUUCUGAAAACUUAUUUUCAACAAUUUCCUGGCCUAGGACGUCUCUACAAUUCUAGACUAACCUAUCAUCUAUAGGACUGGUUGUUCUGAGUAGCAGAUACAGAGGCGAUCAAUCAGUUUGAAGGAUGAUGUCAAUGUUAUGACAGGCUCUGUUUGUGAAAGUCUUGUGUGUCACUGGAUGUAAAAGUCUGGUGACACUCUUGUGUCAACUGACAGGAACACUUGCUUACACUGGACGUAAUACAAUUGCUUCCAAGCCUGGUUGUUACAGGAGUUUCUCAGUUGUCUAUUGGGAUCUAACUUGGAUCGCUGACCAUGGCUAUCAUCAACUCAUUUCUGUGUUGGUCAAACACAAGGACAGGCACUGCUGUCUGUGGCUAUUACACUCUGAUCAUAUCUGUUGUCUGUUUGGCUCUCUACAUGUUAAGAUACAUUGCACUGGAUGAUCUCAAAGAUUCUAUUGAAUUGAAAGGUAUUGUGUAUGUUGGCUUUGUGCUGUACUCCUUCCUAAUCGGCGUCUCCUUGAUAUUGCUGCCAGGUGUUUACAUGGACCGCAGGUUUUUGUUACUGCCCUGGAUUUACGUUCUCGUCAUUACAGUGCUGUAUGAAACAGGGGCGAUAGCUCUUGUCACAACGGUCCAUCUCGAACAGGAUCAUACACUGGAUGUAUGGGAAAUAGUAGCUGUGGUAUUCUACUGCCUAAGGCUAAUAGCAAAUUGUUACUGUUUUGCUUGUGUGGUUUCACAGUAUCAGGAACUAUCUGAAGGAAGAGGAACAUACGAAUAUUUAUUUAAACCUUGGCGAAGACAGAUGAUGGCUCCUCACCUGAAUGACUUUGAAGAGUAUAAUCCUCCAUAUGGCGCCACUCUUCCACCUUACAGUGAGGAGAAUCCAUUUAAAGAGUUUUCACCACCCAACUAUGAGAACUUAGAGCUGCAAGAUGGUGAGCAAAGGCGACCUUUGCAGUCCAUAGACAAUGAUGCAGUGACCCCUCAAACAACAACAGUUGUUCUUGAGGCCCACAGAACUAGUUCUUCGUUAAACCUUGGCCCAGAUUAUUUCAUGGAGGUGUCACCUAUUGGCUGUGAUGGACUAUCCAUCUCUAGCAGCAUGCUUGAUAGCUAUGGCUAUGAUUUCAGAGACUACAAUUGUGAAUAUGAGUUCAAUAGCUUUGACUUAACCGGCCAUGACACAUUAAACAGCCGGUCGUCUCUUCCGAGAACCGUUGACCACUCUCGGUCUUCUAGUCUUUCAUGUGACUCUGGUCACUUCAGCCUCUACAGCCACCACCGACAGCAUUCCAGGUCAUUGAAUGACAGUAGCAUUGCAAUGACCUCCUCCUCAGGACACAUUUCUAACAGUGCCAGUGACAAUAGCUACCAUUCUUACAUGACCCCAAAGUCAAGUCGACCAAAACGAGCACCUUCAUCGCCUCUAGUCAUUCACAAGAGAACAUACAUCACCUGGAUUUAAAUGCUAGGGAUGUAAUAAACUCUUAUUUGUCCUCAAUCAUUCCUACAGAGCCUUAAGACUAAUGAGUUCUAAAUUGAAAAUAUUUUUCAUGUGCUAAAUGCUGUACAUGCUGCAGCUUAAAAGUAAUAAUAUUUCAUUAUGGAUACAACUUGCCAUUGGAUACACUAUUCUGUGAUUAAACUACGGAAGCCCAAACGUUCAUGUGACAGUGUCUCAAGAUUUAUAAUAAUUAUAAUGAAAAUAUGAAAUAGAUUGAUAUUUAAUGUAUGAAUGAAAAAGAAGGUUAAGCUAAAAUCUUCUUUCUGAUACUUAUACAUUUUGAGAUUUUCUCGUUUGACUGUCACAUUACCUCUGCGUAAAUUCUUUCUACAACUUCUACUAUUCACUGUUUCUCAGUAAGUUUUUGUGUUGUCUUCCUACUUGUAUAUAUGUUUACAUGUGAAACUUUCUUUUUUUUUUCUUCAAGUACGAUUGACUCUCUUACUGACUUGUCCUAUUAAUAUACAUAUGACUAUCUACUCCUGUGAUAUUGUAGAAAGACAUAGUUUGUGUGAAUAUUUUAUUCACUCACAGGCUUAUAUUGUUUUAAACAUGAACAGCUCAAUGAUAUAAUUGGCUAGCUGGUUUACAUGUAUGCAUGUUCCAAUGAAUGUAUUGCCUUUAUUCUCUUUAUCUAUUGUUUGUAAGUGCUCUUUAGAGUGGAAUAGUGUCUUAUGAAAUCCAUAUCUCACCAAAAAAUUUGAACUUGGAACUUUUGGCUCCAAUGAUUUUGUAUACAUGGUAUAGUCUUAAUUUUUUCUUAUUGAAAUAUUUAAAUAUGAUAAAAUAAAGCUUUGUUGUUCUUUGAAUAUUGAGGAAGAUGUCAAAUUUAUUCAGGUGAUCUCUUCAUCAUCUGUCCCUUAAUUCCAUCACUGGGGUGCAGUGAUAGUUUAGAUAACUAUAUCUCUCCACUUUUCAGUGUCAGCAGCAGUAGAUUGGUCCCCACUGACCAGCUUUUCUUUGGGCUACUCUUCUUGCUCCCUCCCCUGAACUUCCUAACUGAAUCAAUAUUCCUAUUCUCUAUGACUGAACCAGUUGAGUGGAUCUGGAGAGGUGAACAAAAGAACACUUCAUAGCAUUACACCCCCAUAAACAACAUGCUGAAUGUUUCAUCUCAUCAAGUGUCUUGACAAGGUUUGUGAUGUACAUAAACUAUGAACUGCUGAAUUAAUACAAUUUCAGUGUAAAAAUGUGUAGACAGAAAGUAGCCAAAAUACACCUUUUGUUUAUGAAUGCAAGCCAAUGUUUGAAGCAGUAAAUGAAGACAUUUCAUUUAGCAAUCAAUUGUUAAAAGAAAUGUAGCUUUAGUAGGAUAGUGUUCAAAGAUGUUUGCUGGUAUUGACUUGGUAGCCUUUUUUUUUUUUUUAUAUGCAUAUGAUAUUAAAUGUAGAUUACUUCAUAAUUGAAAUAAAAUGUAGAACUCAGUUUUCAACCUAAUUACCAUGAUUAAUUGUUUCCAUAAGAAUCAGUGCAAAUAUUUUAAAUAUUUAUUUUGAUUGAUUUCUAAGUCAUGUGGUGUACUUUGUGAACUUUGACCCAUCACACCUUGUCAUCCUACUGCAGGUUUGGACUAGGAUGUAAUAAACUUUAUUUGUGAAGAAACAUCUAAUACAUGGACAACAACUUGAGUAUUUCAGUGUUUCAGUAAAAAUGUUCUAUUUGUCUAACUAAAUUUUAUUCUUUUAACUUGAUUUGUUUAAUGCAGUUAUUUCAGUAGAUAGUUUCAAUAGACAAUGCUAUACAGUUAGGUCUAAGUUUCAAUAGACAAUGUGUUACAGUGUUAGGUCUAAGUUUUUAUUUCUCUUGUCACUACACAUAAAAAUAAGAUCCUUCAUUCUUUUGAACAACGAACAUUAUAACUAAAUAGUUUUUGGUUCUGUUGAAUGACUCUAAAAGCAUAUUAACACAAAAUAGAGCAGUGCGAUUCAUAACAAACGAAUAUUCACAUUUGACUAGAGUAACACCUUUAGUAAAAUCGCUAAAUUUAGAAAGCCUUCAGGACAGAAGGCUCAAAAGUAAAUUAGCAAUAAUACAUAAAACACUGAACCAUAAUCUUCAAAUACAAAAACAAAAUUUAAUAAAAUACUCUGAAAGACACAAAGAUAAAGGCACAUUCCUCGUCCCAUAUGCUAGGACAAAUUUGUACAAAUACUCCUUCUUCCCUAGUGCUAUUAGAGCAUGGAAUGGGUUGCCUGAGCUAGCCAGGAAAACCAGUGACUUGGCAGAAUUUAAGUCAUUGGUUAAUAUGCAUGACUAAAUGCAUGACGCGUAGGACGUAAUCAUCUUCUUUUUUGAAGUAACGUCUGUAUUAUAUAAGAUAAGAUUAAAAAAAGGUUUUUGUUUUUAAAGAUAUGACAUGAUUGUUUUGGUCUGAGCCAAACUCAUGUAUCUUUUUUUUGCUAUUACUGUAGUGAAAUAUUAAUUUAAGUUGUGCAGUAACCUUUUCUUUUAUACCAUAACCAUUUCAGUGGGUUUUUGGGACUCAAGAUGUAUGUAGAGUUUGCCUUUAUGAUAUAGAAUGCAUUUACCAAAUGUCCUUUUGUUUGUAUGCUUGAAUUUAGAACAUUGUCUAGUUAUGUUGGUACAAGAACACUAAUUGUAGCUUAUAGUUACAAUCUAGAACAAAGUACUGAGUGAUAUUCCUGCCUAAUUUGUUUUUAUGUAUAAACAUAUGAACAGUUCAACAUUUAUGCAUUAAAGAAAUGAUUUAUUCAAAUUUA